CGACAAUGGAGGUCCUUCAGAAAACUUGUCAGUCUAUUCUUCUAUGUACAGUUUUCAUUGUUCUUUGUUUGGAGGCUUCCCCUUGCUUUGCUUUCACUUCGUUCGUGUUUGGGGACUCUCUGGUUGAUGCAGGAAACAAUGACUACAUCUUCACGCUCUCGAAAGCCGACUCUCCUCCUUAUGGCAUCGAUUUUAAGGCUUCAGGUGGACGACCCACCGGUAGGUUCACAAAUGGUCGAACCAUAUCGGACAUCAUAGGUCAAGAACUUGGAGCCAAAUCAUUUCCACCACCUUAUCUAGCCCCAGACACCCAAGCCAGCUCAAUUCUCAGAGGAAUUAAUUAUGCUUCUGGAGCCUCCGGAAUAUUAGAUGAAACAGGGUUUUUGUUUAUUGGAAGAGUCCCACUGCGUGAGCAAGUAAAUAAUUUUGAGCAGAGCAGAAGUUACAUGGUAAACGUAAUGGGAGAGAGAAGCACAAGAGAAUUUCUAAAGAAGGCAAUCUUCUCGAUCACAAUUGGAUCCAACGAUGUUCUCAACUAUGUCCAACCAUCCAUACCAUUUUUUAGUCAUGACAAAGUCUCACCCAACACGUUCCAACAUUUCAUGGUCUCUAACUUGACAAUACAACUCAAGCGACUGCACGAGUUGGGAGCUAGAAAGUUCAUUGUGGUUGGAGUUGGACCACUGGGUUGCAUACCCUUCAUUCGUGCCGUUAAUCUUUUACCAAGUGGUCACUGCUUUGGUGAAGUGAAUGAUUUGAUCCAAGGCUACAAUAAGAAACUCAAUGGUUUGUUGGAUCAACUGAACCAGGUGUUGGGUCCUGAAGCUAUCUUUGUGUAUGCAAAUUCUUAUGACAUCUUCAUGAAGAUCAUAGUGAAUUAUCAUCAAUAUGGGUUUAAGGAUGCGGACGCACCGUGUUGUGGUGGAUACUUUCCACCAUUUCUUUGCUUCAUGGGAAGGAACACAAGCUCUCCCCUGUGUGGUGAUCGAUCCAAGUAUGUGUUUUGGGAUGCUUAUCAUCCAACAGAGGCUGCUAAUGUCAUCAUAGCUAAGAGGUUGCUUGAUGGAGAUGAAAGUAUUAGCUCACCUAUUAAUAUCCGGGAGCUUUAUAACUACAAUUCUUAGUGAAAUUUUAAUAACCAUGUAACGUGUUUAUGUAUCAAUGUAUCAUCAAUAAAAUUCUCUCGUAUCCCCGAAGUUUUUUCAUAAAAAAACAAGGGUCAAACUAAAUGUACCCAGCAAAUUUCUAAGUGAA
Messenger RNA from Rosa rugosa (rugosa rose), 1254 nucleotides. RefSeq names its product GDSL esterase/lipase At5g41890. The coding region runs from base 6 to 1124 and encodes 372 amino acids. Gene Ontology annotation, molecular function: hydrolase activity, acting on ester bonds. NCBI's taxonomy places the organism in Eukaryota, Viridiplantae, Streptophyta, Magnoliopsida, Rosales, Rosaceae. The record is from RefSeq and is a predicted model, not a curated record. The transcript is spliced from 5 exons.